AUGUCGCAGCAGCCAAAACGUCCCAGAGUUGAGGAUUCGCAGGCGAAAGCCGAAACCGGUGUCGACGUGCGGCAGAUGUACAGCACCGCGGCUGGCGAUGCGGCACCGAAGCCUUUUUCCGAUCUGAAGAACAAGCUGAAUCCAGCCUUGCUGAAUGGCUUGGAUAAGAUGGGAUUCGAAUUCAUGUCUCCAGUCCAACAAAAGGUCCUCACCGAGCUACCCACACUAUCCUCCGACUGCGUUGUACAGGCAAAGACAGGUACGGGCAAGACCGUGGCCUUCCUGCUCCCUGCGAUUCAGAACCUCCUAGCGGGUAAUAUGCCUAGAAGAGGCAAGGUCGCCAUCCUCGUCGUCUGUCCCACGCGCGAGCUGGCUCUACAGAUAGCGAAGGAGUGCAAUGGCGUUACAGCGUGUCUGCCCCAGAAGAUGGAGUGCCACACUGCGUUUGGCGGUACUUCUCGUGCCUCGAAUCUCAAAGCCUUCAUGAAUGGUAAUCCUACCGUUCUGGUCGCCACCCCUGGUCGUCUUGACGACAUCCUAGGCGAAGAGCAAGUUCGCGAGAAGUUUUCUGAUUUGAAAACGGUCAUCCUCGAUGAAGCGGACCAAAUGCUUGAUGCCGGAUUUGCACCUGCGGUCAAAAAGAUCCUGAGGCGCAUCCCACCAAAGAACGAUGGCUGGCAAGGAAUGUGUUUCUCUGCUACAUUGCCCAAAGAAGUUCUCGAUAUUGCCAAGAUUGUCCUGUUCCCUGGUUACACACACCUCUCGACAGUCGACCCGAACGAAGUGCCGACCCACGAGCGCGUACCGCAAUUUUUCUACUCUGUUCCCACUGUUGGUCAAACUUUCCCUGCGUUGUCGGCUUUGAUCGAAGAGGAAUACAAUCAGAACCCUGCCGACUUCAAGGCCAUUGUCUUCGGUACCACCGCGAACGGCGUUGGUCUACUCUACGAUCUAUACAGAAAUGCGCUGCCGCAGUUUAAAAUGUUUGAGUUGCACAGCCGCAUGUCCCAGCCUGCUCGUACGCGCACAACUCAGGACUUCAAGGAUGCUCAAAGUGGCAUUCUGUUCGCAUCUGAUGUUGUCGGUCGAGGCAUGGAUUUCCCCAAUGUUGGUCUAGUUGUCCAACUGGGUCUUCCCUCAAGCACUGACCAGUAUGUUCAUCGAGUUGGCCGAACGGCUCGUGCAGGCAAAGAUGGGCGCGCUGUUCUCCUUCUCUUCGAGCAAGAAGCCUUCUUCCCCAGGAUCAACAAGACGUUGCCCAUCAACCCUUACCCUGUCGACCUCGUAUCACGUCUUCCCUCGCACCAGGCGAACAUCGACCGAGCUUUCGUUAACGUCGAUGAAGUAGCCAAGUCAAAGGCGUACCAGGCAUUCCUUGGUUACAACAAGACUUUCGUCAAGAAACUGCAGAUCAGUACAGCGGAUUUGGUUCGUCUUGCAAAUGAUUAUGCGAGGACGAUGGGCUGCCCAGAGCCGCCUAUGUUGGAGAAGUCGACCGUUGGAAAGAUGGGCUUGAAGGGAGUACCAGGUCUAAGGAUCGGGUCCCGAAGGUGA
Molecule: messenger RNA, 1554 nt
Organism: Alternaria alternata
Lineage: Eukaryota; Fungi; Ascomycota; Dothideomycetes; Pleosporales; Pleosporaceae
Product: DEAD-domain-containing protein
Exons: 2
Coding region: 1-1554 (517 amino acids)
Cellular component (GO): mitochondrion
Molecular function (GO): ATP binding; nucleic acid binding
Source: RefSeq, a predicted model, not a curated record